Molecule: messenger RNA, 2901 nt
Organism: Pichia kudriavzevii
Lineage: Eukaryota; Fungi; Ascomycota; Pichiomycetes; Pichiales; Pichiaceae
Exons: 1
Coding region: 1-2901 (966 amino acids)
Biological process (GO): intracellular protein transport; endoplasmic reticulum to Golgi vesicle-mediated transport; COPII-coated vesicle cargo loading
Cellular component (GO): COPII vesicle coat; endoplasmic reticulum exit site
Molecular function (GO): zinc ion binding; SNARE binding
Source: RefSeq, a predicted model, not a curated record
AUGGAUCCUCAGAAUGGGUUUGUGGGAGGUCAGCAAGAUAUGCUUGCACAAAGUUUAGAAAACCUGUCUUUUGGGUCGUCUGAAAAUUUAAACACUACCCAAAAUUCUAAUAAUAAAGCACCGAGAUCGAAGAGAAGAGGUAAUCAUGCUUUCCAUAAUCUCACGUCUCAGUCUCAACUAUUACAGGACUCAUACGUGGAUCCUAACGAGGCGGCAUUCGCUAUUGGUUUAGUACCUCCGCAAAUGAAUGCCAGCAAUAUUUUGAACCAAACACCUACGAUGGCAGGUACACCAGCUUUUCAACAACAAGGAUUUGUUCAAGCAUUAGAACAGCAUAAUUCAAAUGCACCUACACAACAGCUUGCAUCACAAAUAGACGAUUCCAAACAUGUUCUUAGAAGUCCGAAAGUUCAAGAAAGAGGUGUCUCUGAAAAUUCUGACCUAUACAAUAUAAAUACACCGACUGUUAUUGAUGAUUUGUCUAUUUCAUCACUUAGAAAUAAAAUGAAUGAAACCUAUCAAAAAGAUCCUUUCUUGAGCUUCGAACAUGUUUCGCCACCUCUCGCGGGCACAAGAUACCAGGCUAUUGACCAAGCGAAUGCUACACCACAUUAUUCUAGAAUGACAUUAUACAGUGUUCCAUACUCUGAAGAGUUGAGAAAACAAUCUAAAAUACCAUUAGGUAUGGUUUUGCGACCAUUUGCAGAAUUCGUUCCAGAAUCGGAAGUUCCAAUGAAGGUCCCACAAAUUAAGAUUUUUCAAGGCCAGACAGUUCCAAGGUGUAGAAGAUGUCGUGCAUAUUUAAACCCAGGUAUGCAAUAUGGAAUCAAUACAAUGACUUGUAAUAUUUGUGGAUUUGUGUCUCCUGUUCCUGAGGAGUAUGCGGCUACUGUAGAUCAUCGUGGUAUUAGAGAAGAUUACCAUAUACGUCCAGAACUUCAUACAGGUGUCGUCGAUUAUGUUGUUCCUAAAGAUUACAAUUUAGAUUCGGAGGUUGAACCAAAUCCAACACACAGGGUAUUUUUGAUCGACUUAACACAUAGUGCCUAUAAAUCCAAACUUGUUGAAACAGUGUGCUCUGCUGUAAGAAUGUCUCUUUAUAAAGAUGAUGGUACCUCUAAUUUGCCUGAAGGCACGAAAAUUGCAAUAGUUGGUUAUGACACAAGUUUACACUUUUAUGAUUUAUCCCCAGGUUUGCUGCAAGCUUCUGUUUCCAUAGUUACCGACUUGGAAGAUCCAUUUAUUCCAUUUGAAGGGGGCCUUUUUGUCGAUCCUGUAGAAUCUUCUGAUAUUAUUGAACUGACAUUGGCUACAAUUGAACAGAGUAUUAGGUAUAUUCAGCCUGAACCAGCUUUAGGUUCAGCCUUAAAAGUAUGUGGUGACUUGUUGAGCGAAGUUGGUGGUGGUCAAAUUAUUGCAGUUUUGUCGACUAUUCCGUCAUUUGGACCCGGUAAUUUAAUUCCAAAACAACAAACUAACGGUAAGUCCGAUUUGGAGUUUAUCAAGGAAACAACAACAGCUGAUAAUAAGUAUUAUCAACAGUUGACUGAUAAAUUUAUAAAAAACAAUAUUGGUGUCAACCUAUUUGUUGCAUCUCAAUCAAAUGUGGACUUGAUUAAUCUUGCCUCAUUUGCGACAGGCACAGGAGGAACCAUCCGGGACUUCCUACCAUUUAAUGUUGAAAGGGAUGAGAUCACGCUUAUCUUUGAAAUUAAGAAGGCCGUUCAAAAUCUUGCAGGUUAUCAAUGUCAAUUGAAAAUCCGUUGUUCUCACGGUUUACAUGUGAAGGAUUACUAUGGCCCAUUUCCUACUACUUCCGGUGUAAAUGCACCAACUAUCGCAAUUGUUAGUGGUGACACAUCAAUUGUAGCUGAUUUUGCUUAUGACAACAAAUUGGACACAAAAAAAGAUGCACAUUUCCAAGCUGCAUUGUUAUAUACAUCAAAAGAUGGUGUUAGGAAAGUUAGGGUUGUGAACAGCAUUUUAUCAGUUACCCAAAAAAUAAAUCAUGUCUUUGACUUUAGUGAUCAAGAUGCAGUUGCUAAGGUUUUGAUUACCAAAGCGUGUGAGAAUUUCAGGAGUUCCGCUUUAACCGCAACUAAAAACUCUUUGAUCAUGGAGUGUGCCGAAAUUAUGGCCUCUUAUAAACAUCAUGUUGCUAGUUACAACGCCAUGCCAACCCAGUUGAUCUUACCCCAGAGUUUGAAGACUUUACCAAUGACGAUUUUAGCUGUUUUAAAGAGCAAGGCGUUUAGGCAAAAAUUGCACUUUUCAGAUUUACGUGUGGAUUCCUUAACUAAGCUAUCUCAAUAUAAUUUAACAAAACUUUCAACUUAUCUUUACCCUGCAUUGUUCUGCAUUCAUUCCUUAGAUGAAGAUGACUUCAUGGUCGAUGACGAAACAGGAUUGAUGAAUAUUGGCAAAAUGCUACCUUUAAGUGUAUCAAAUCUUGAAUUUGGAGGUGCUUACUUGAUAUUCAAUUGUGACAGAAUUUUUAUAUGGCUACACAGUGAAGUUAACCCACUACUAUUACAAGACUUGUUUGGACCACAUAUUGAUUCACUAUCAAAAGUAACUUCCCAUAUUUCUAGCUUACCUGAUUUAGAUACUUACAUCUCCCACCAAGUCAGGAAUAUGAUAAGUUUCUUAACUAAGCAUUAUAAUGGUUUGGAAAAACAGAGCAUUGAGAUUUGUAGAUUUAGGGUUGAUCCAAAUGAGAUGGAAUUCCAUCAAAUGUUUGUCGAAGAAAAAUCGGAUGAUUUAGUUUGGUCAUAUGCGGACUUUCUGAAGGAGCUACACAAACAGAUUGAUAUUAAAGAAAAAGGUAUUUCGUCCCUAAAUUCAGCCAAUUCUAAUGAUAAUGAUGGUGAAAAUAUCAGCAGAAAGUUUGGAAUCUUUUGA